Molecule: messenger RNA, 1320 nt
Organism: Echinostoma caproni
Lineage: Eukaryota; Metazoa; Platyhelminthes; Trematoda; Plagiorchiida; Echinostomatidae
Source: the annotation of a GenBank genome assembly
AUGCACUAAUCUGCGGACGAUCCGCCGCCUCCGAAAAUGCGGCUUAUUCACACUGAAUCACAGUUUGUCUUCCGUCCCCGUGGAAUACCAGUUAAGCAACCGGUGGUUCGUGCAAUGUCGCCUGUCCCCGUCCAGUCACAAUGCAUUCGAUCUGCUCCGUCGAGUGAGCAUGAUUUUGUGAUACAACUAUUGGAAGCCUGUGCGAAAGUUCACAGUGGUCCUUCCCUCCAUCAUCCGGGAUCCGGAUUCAAUGACGGUGGUCCCAGUUGUGGUAUGCACUGGAUCCAUUGUCUGCUCCCUGUAAUCAAUGCCGGUCUAUGUCAACUGACCGCGGAUGUGACUGCAAGCAGCAACACCGGUCAGAGUCAACCGGCUGCCACGUUGGCUUUAGGUCCGGAUGUGCGUGCCCUCGCCCCCGGUAAUCUGAUGGCCAGUCCGGCUCGGAUCUGUGUCAACUUGAUCCGGGCUCAGCUGCGCGGAUUAAAUCUGGUCGCAGUACUGCACGCGGCCCGAAGUGGUUACGCCGAUCGGGUCUCGCUGAACGAAUUCCGACGCCAUUAUGAAUCUCUGAUGACCAGUUCAGUUCGAGAGUCCAUCGUGUCCAGUGGCGAUGGCGAAAUUAGUGAUAAACAGAUUUUCUUGCGAAGUUAUGUGCUUCCUCAAUUGCAACUUCGACGUUCCUCUGUGAAAUCCAUCGCUCCCAAAGGAGAUAACAGCAUUUGUUCCCCUUUGCAUUUGGAUACCACGAAGAAUACAACUGUCACACUUGUGGCCAGUCCACGAGGCACGACAAUCAAUAACACAACCACAUCAACGUCUACAAUUCCAGCGAACAAGAAUCUUCAACAAUAUUUAGAUGCGAAGGCUAAGGCUCCACAAACCGUUCACGAAUUCCGAAUAGAGUCCAUGUCCUCAUCCAGGCUGGACGCGUCACCACCUCGGCAACAACGGAUCCCAGUCCAGUCCGCUGAAAAUGCCUCCGUUCCGAAUGUCCCCAAUCGAUUUCCCUAUUAUUGGCUCAAUUUCCACGUCUUGUUUUUCGAUCUAGAAACCUUUGGCAAACAUGAUCCCUACACUGAUGGUGAUUACAACGCUGCUGUAAACGGUGAGAGCGAGGUCAGCACAGAAUCCUACUUGAACUUGAGAGACAAGAUAGUGAGUAAAAAACAACGUUACCCAAAACAGGAAUCUGGUCUCGUGGUGAAACACUACUCCACGAUUCUGGGUCAGUUUUACUUGAUAAAAGAACAAGGUACUCCUUCGACCUUGGACAAAGUGCGAGCAAACAAGAGACGAAUGAAUAUGCUCGAUCCACGUUGA